CGGAAGUUCUUACCAAGCGGCUGCUCUGUGAGACUUAAAACUAGUAUUAACCGACCACAGGUGUUAUUAUUAAAUAUAUUUAUGGUUAAAUGAAGCUGUGUGUAGUAUUUUGAUAUUAUGAGCUGUGCUCUGACGCUACUGUUGGUUUCACAGGCUGCGUUUUAUAAUGUAAAACUGACGUUAGCAGUGUGAUGCUAACUUUAGCUGAGGAGCAGGACUAGCGACAACAACAUGGCCCAAAUUUCUCCUCCCGGGUCAGUCGUUGUAGAUGACUGGCACCGAAGUAAAGACAGCAAAGAGUAUUUCAGCAAAAUACUACACAAGAAGAGGCGCAAACACUUCGGCUUGUUGGAGUCUCCAGUGAUGCCCCCACAUGUAGCCGUGGACACAGUUCACUACAAGAUCUUCCUCUCUGGCAAGAGUGGAGUCGGUAAAACUGCUCUUGCUGCACGUCUCGCAGGCCUGAAUGUUCCUAACAUGCACUAUGAAACCACAGGUAUUGAGACGACGGUAGUGUAUUGGCCAGUGAAGCUGAGAGAAAGUGGCAGAGUGCUGUUUUUCCGUCUGCAGCUGUGGGACUGUGGAGAAAAUGCCUUACGCAGAUUUGACCAUUUGCUACCAGCCUGUAAGGAGCAGGUGGACGCUGUCCUUUUCCUGUUCUCCUUCACUGACAGGACGUCCUUCGAUGAUCUGUCGAAUCAAAUUACCAAAUGGACUGAGACGUCUGCGGGUCAUGUUGUGAAACUGGUGGUCGGCACCAAAUUUGACCUUUUCAUGCACUGUGAUGUGGCACAGAGAGACGUGAGGGACUUCCAGGAGAGGUGGAGCUUACCGCUGCUGUGUGUGGGCGGGGAGGUCAGUGACGGGCUGGGUGACGUAGCCCCCCUCCUCAACUGCCUGGCGGAGAACCUGUGGCAUCAGGAUUGUGUUACAGCUGCAUCAGCCAGCCACCAUUCACAGCAGGAGACAGUGACUAUACUUUAAUACUGAACAGAAUUUUAAGAGUAAGUUGAGGUGAAGUGGAGGUCCAGGUAGGGUCACCCCUGGGUGCCUUUGAGAGAUCGCACUUGUUGAUUUGGGGGAGAUUCAGAUCCCUCAGGAGGAGAUGGAGGAAGCUGCUGUUUUUUUUUUCAAUGUUCUACAUGUAUUUGAGUGCCUGUAUUUAAGCACAUACUGAAUUUUUUUCACUCAUGUAUUAGACAGCACUGCUCCUCUUGAUUGUAUUAUCCCUGGCAUAUUUGGGACAGAUUUUCACCGAUUUCUGUCAACAUUGUUUGCUCAGAGGUAUUGUGCUAAAUAUUUUGUCAGUAUUUCACAGUGAGAUCAGCAGCUGUUCAGUCAAGUUCUCUUGUUACCUUCAUUUCUCAGCUGAGGCAUUUCCGUGUCAUCAGGCAGAUCUGAAAAGGUCUGAAUUAUUUUUAUUAAUAAAAAACAUAGCAUUACUUAAAAAAGGACAAAAUUUUAAUACAGGUGAAAAAAGCUAUUUCCAAUAAUAAUAAUAAUAAUAAUAAUAAUAAUAAUAAUAAUAAUAAUAAUAAUAA
Molecule: messenger RNA, 1541 nt
Organism: Epinephelus lanceolatus (giant grouper)
Lineage: Eukaryota; Metazoa; Chordata; Actinopteri; Perciformes; Serranidae
Gene: cplane2
Product: ciliogenesis and planar polarity effector 2
Molecular function (GO): GTP binding; GTPase activity
Source: RefSeq, a predicted model, not a curated record